AAUCAAAUUUCAGUUUAACGCGGAAACAGAUACCUUAUUGCCCAAGCAUCUAAACCUAUCAGACAAACGAAAACAAAAACAAAAACGACCGCUGCCAAGAACAAAGAGCUUGCUGAAAGAGAUGAAUGAAAGAAGUAAAGAGAGGUCAGCGAGCAUGGAGAAUAUUGAUCUGAAGAAGAUGGAUGAACAGCUUUCAAGACUUUUUAACCGAGCACCAUGGAAAGCACAGAAAAAUAUUGAUAUUUUGGAAGAAUUCGGAGGGAAGGAGAGUGCCAAAGAAGAGUGGGAAAUCGAUCCCCGUAAACUUAUCAUAGAAGAAGUGAUUGGUCGAGGUGCCUAUGGUUCUGUCCAUAGAGGGCUCUACAAUGGCCAAGAAGUUGCAGUUAAAAUUAUUGACUGGGGAGAAGAGGUUCCAAGGACAAGAGACAAAAUAGCUGCACUGAGGAUAGCUUUUAAACAGGAGGUUUCUCUUUGGCAUAAUCUAAAUCAUCCAAAUAUUACAAAGUUCAUAGGUGCUACGAUGGGCUUACUGACCUCUGGAAAACCAAGUUGUUUGUCUUGUGUUGCUGAGUAUCUUCCUGGAGGUACUUUGAGGUCUUACUUGAUAAAGAACCGAAAAAAGAAGUUGCCUUUCAGGAUUGUCAUAAAAUUGGCUCUAGAUCUUGCAAGAGGCUUGAGUUACCUUCACUCCAAAAAGAUUGUCCACAGAGAUAUAAAGGCAGAAAAUUUGCUUCUUGACAAGAAUCAUGCACUUAAGAUAACGGACUUUGGAGUUUCUCGUUUUCAAGCUCUAAAUCCUAAAGACAUGACAGGCAGUACAGGAACCAUCGGGUAUAUGGCUCCAGAGGUUCUAAAAAGUGAACCAUACAACAGGAAAUGCGAUGUGUACAGUUUUGGAAUUUGCUUGUGGGAGAUUUGUUGUUGUAACAGGCCUUAUCAUAAUAUCAACUUCCAAUUCACUUUAGCAGCAGCUAUUGUCGAUCAGAAUUUGAGGCCACAAAUACCCAACAGUUGCCCGGAAUUUCUAGCACAAGUAAUGAGGCGAUGCUGGGACGCAGACCCCAAAAAGAGACCAGAGAUGGAAGAAGUGGUUUCCAUGCUAGAAACCAUUGACGUCCACAAUCAUGAGUAUGGCUGCUUCUGCUUUCGGUAGCAGUGAAACCAACCAAGAUUGUAUUAUGAUAGUGUAAAUAAGUGACUGUGGGAGGAAUGCAGCGAUUCUUUUUGUUUCAUGCUGUAGUUCAUUUCCUCUUCCACUAAUUA
Messenger RNA from Pistacia vera, 1263 nucleotides. Its product is annotated as serine/threonine-protein kinase STY13-like. Lineage: Eukaryota; Viridiplantae; Streptophyta; Magnoliopsida; Sapindales; Anacardiaceae. Gene Ontology annotation, biological process: protein phosphorylation. The transcript is spliced from 6 exons. Gene Ontology annotation, cellular component: plasma membrane. The coding region runs from base 122 to 1153 and encodes 343 amino acids. The record is from RefSeq and is a predicted model, not a curated record. Gene Ontology annotation, molecular function: ATP binding; protein kinase activity.